UGAUGUUGAUCUUAAUUUUUUAUUGUUUAUCUUUAACAAUGGGACUGUCUCCUUUAGUUUGUGGGGAUGUUACAUAAGAAAAGGAUUGUUUAGAUAUUAUAAAUGGAAUGUAUUAUAUACAAAUAAUUAAUUAGAUAUCAAUGCAAAUGGACUACAAAUGGUUGUGUUAAUAUGAAAUGUGAAUUGGCUACACCUCCAUGUGAUUAAAUGAUUUAUGAAAAUAAGGCUUGUUCAACAAGUGGAGCAAAUUGCGUUUCUGUUUCAGAAUGCUCAGAGAUAGAUAAUUAAACCUCUUGUGGAGUGGUUAAAGCAGGUGGUAUGGAUUGCAUUUGGGAUACUAAUUGUAGAAUAAAAUAAUGUUCUGAUUAUGAUCAAACAACUUGUAAAGAAUCUAAUGGAGAUAAUUGUAUUUUCAAAGAUGGAAUAUGUUAAAAGUUAUUAUUGUGUUCUGAUAUAAUUACUUAAGAAUUAUGUUAGAAAAUUGAUUUAGAUGAUUAAUGUGCAUGGAUAAAUAAUAAAUGUGAUAUUUUUGAUUGUAAAAGUUAUACAAAUUCUAAUGAAUGCUUUUCUGCAUUUUCAAGUACUGAUUCAUGUUUUAAUGGGGCAACUGAUAAUAGUAGUGUUAAGUGUAUGAGUUGUUUUUCUUUGACAAAUUAAUGUGAUUGUGAAUAAUAUGGUUUGUAUGGUUGUAAAUGGUAAACCUAAACAGGUAGUUGUUAUCGUUAAAAGUAAUUAAAAUAAUAUAAAAUAGAUGUGAAGACUUUGAAGACACAAUCACUUGUUAAUAGGCUUUUGAUGGUUUGACUUGUGUUUGGUAUAAUCCUAUGGAUUAAUGUAAAUCAAUUGCCAAUGCAAAUGAAUUAGAUAGAUAAUGUGAUCUUUAUGUCUUUAGUCAGAUUUUAAUAUUUGGAUUGAUAAUUUAGAUGAUCAUCUAUAUAUGA
This is a messenger RNA of Paramecium pentaurelia, 941 nucleotides long. The record is from the annotation of a GenBank genome assembly. Lineage: Eukaryota; Ciliophora; Oligohymenophorea; Peniculida; Parameciidae.